AUGCUAGUUGAAUACAACGCCCGAGAUUCUGCAGGAGCUUUAUUGAAAUUCUUCAAAACUCAUCUGCCGAUCUGCUCUAGGCUAUGUUUUCCGAAGCUUUCCGGCUCCAAUUACGGCAGGCGGCUAAUUCCAAGGGUAAGGGUCCUUGAUUCCGCGAAGACAGGGAGGACUUCCCUUUUCGAGCUCAAGAUAAAAUUGAAAGACCGAAAUCCGUACAUCCUUUCGCCAUCAAACUCUCCUUCUUGGUAUAGAAAUCCAGAACCACAAAGGGUCUAUGACUCAUUGCCAUUGAUCGAUCAAAAUCGUCGACAUACAUAUUUGUUUAGACCAGGAGACGUAACGUAUACUCGCAUGCUACUCUGCCAUUCGAAACGACAUGCAAGACUGAAUGACUUCCACGGCCCGUUACGAGGGCAGCGGCUCAAAUCGAGCAUAGAGAUCCAACAAGACUUCUACAAUACCAUUGCAAGUCUCGAAGUCGGAGCCCUCGACACCAAAUACCAACAUCCCGCCUUGGUAUAUCGGCUAGAAUACUAUGUUCCUCUCCCAAUACCGAAUACUUACACUUUUUCGCAUUUUUGA
Messenger RNA from Pseudocercospora fijiensis CIRAD86, 582 nucleotides. RefSeq lists its product as uncharacterized. The record is from RefSeq and is a predicted model, not a curated record. The coding region runs from base 1 to 582 and encodes 193 amino acids. NCBI's taxonomy places the organism in Eukaryota, Fungi, Ascomycota, Dothideomycetes, Mycosphaerellales, Mycosphaerellaceae. The transcript has 10 exons.